Tachyglossus aculeatus (Australian echidna) is the source of this 1584-nucleotide messenger RNA. RefSeq names its product heterogeneous nuclear ribonucleoprotein C (gene HNRNPC). Gene Ontology annotation, cellular component: nucleus. The record is from RefSeq and is a predicted model, not a curated record. Lineage: Eukaryota; Metazoa; Chordata; Mammalia; Monotremata; Tachyglossidae. The coding region runs from base 355 to 1278 and encodes 307 amino acids. The transcript has 8 exons. Gene Ontology annotation, molecular function: RNA binding.
UGUUUUUUAUUUUUUUGGUUUUUUAUUUUUAAUCUUUCAUUUGUUCCAUUUUUAAACUGGGCUGCAAUGAAAUGUGUGUGGUACUACCAGCCACCCAGGGUGGUGGAUGGCCUUUUCCCAGGGAGCCAACUUACUCCCCUUACAUCCCGAAAUCCUAUCCCGAUCUUCCAGUACACCUCCCCCUCCCCCCCAAACAAACAACCACCUGGCACGUCACGGAUUUCCAGCCCGGAGCCGCAGCAGCCAGAACCACCUGGAGCGAGGUGGGGGGGCCCCCCCUGCCUCCGGAACAGAUGCAAACCCAUCUUGGGUGAUGGUAAGAGUUUCCGGGCGUGAUCCCCGUCAGCCAGCGUCAUGGCCAGCAAUGUCACCAACAAGACAGACCCCCGCUCCAUGAACUCCCGCGUCUUCAUCGGGAACCUCAACACCCUGGUUGUCAAGAAGACCGACGUAGAGGCCAUCUUCUCCAAGUAUGGCAAGAUCGUGGGCUGCUCCGUGCAUAAAGGCUUUGCCUUUGUCCAGUACGUGAACGAGCGAAAUGCCCGGGCUGCGGUGGCCGGGGAAGAUGGACGAAUGAUUGCCGGCCAGGUGUUAGAUAUUAAUCUGGCUGCAGAGCCAAAAGUGAACCGAGGGAAAGCAGGGGUGAAGCGAUCUGCAGCGGAGAUGUACGGGUCAGUACCAGAACACCCUUCUCCGUCCCCUCUACUCAGCUCUUCUUUCGACCUGGACUAUGACUUUCAACGGGAUUAUUACGACAGGAUGUACAGCUACCCAGCCCGGGUCCCCCCACCCCCUCCCAUUGCCCGGGCUGUGGUGCCCUCCAAGCGUCAGCGUGUAUCAGGGAACACCUCCCGCCGGGGCAAGAGCGGCUUCAACUCCAAGAGCGGACAGCGGGGAUCUUCCUCCAAAUCCGGGAAAUUGAAAGGGGACGAUCUUCAGACCAUCAAGAAAGAACUGACCCAGAUCAAGCAGAAAGUGGAUUCCCUCCUGGAGAGCCUGGAGAAGAUCGAGAAGGAGCAAAGCAAACAAACGGUAGAGAUGAAGAAUGAUAAGUCAGAAGAGGAGCAGAGCAGCAGCUCCGUGAAGAAAGAUGAGACUAAUGUGAAGAUGGAGUCUGAGGGGGGUGCAGAGGACUCAGCUGAGGAGGGGGACCUACUGGAUGAUGAUGAUAAUGAAGAUCGGGGGGAUGACCAGCUGGAGUUGAUCAAGGAUGAUGAGAAAGAAGCGGAGGAAGGAGAGGAUGACAGAGACAGCGCUAAUGGCGAGGACGACUCUUAAGCACAUAGUGGGGUUUAGCACUCUUGUCCAGUUUAUUUCCUUACCUAGGCGCUCGUCUGAGAUGGAACCACCACGAAUCCUCUCCCGUAGUAUCUUCCCCAGCACACGCUCACUGUUCUCUGCCCCUCCCCUGCCCCGCCUGCCCCGGCCCCCGCCCACGUUCACGAAUCCUUCUGCCCUGCGCCUAGCCCCCUUCCCACCCUCCUCCUCCUCCCCAGUAGUUAUGUUAAGUCCCCUGUAAUUUUGCUCUUUUAAUUUUGAUACCUCUUUAUGACUUAACAAUAAAAAGGAUGUAUGGUUUUUAUC